AUGGCCGACAACAUCUUUGUCGAUGCCCGAAAGGGCUCUUUGACUUCCACCAAGCUAGAAGCCUAUCUUGCCAGCGGCGUUGACAUCAAUGCUCAAGACCCCAAGACUGGCUUCACGCCUCUUGGAAUGGCAGCUAAGUACGGACGUCUCUCAAUCGUCAAUCUCCUUCUCGACAAAAAUGCCUCUCCCAGAGCCAUGAGCAAGCCCGGUAUGACUCCACUGUACAUCGCCGCCAACGGCAACGGCGACAGAGUCAAUAUUGUGAGGAAACUUCUUGAAAAGGGUGCUCAGGUUGAUGAGACCAGCGCUGAAGUUGACAAUGAUACACCACUCAUGGUGGCCAUUACACACGCUAGAGAUCCUGUUGUUGUGAACAUGCUCAUCGAUGCUGGGGCUUCACUUCAGGCCAAGAAUUCUAAGAAUGAGACGGCAAAGGAACUCGCUGAGCAGUCAGGCAAUCCUGCUAUUCAGCGUGCUGUUUCACCACCUGGGCAGCAGAUGGCAGGUCUCCCUGAACUCAUCAAUGCUUUAGUGAACUUUGUCCUGUUCAUCUUGGCGUAUGUGAACAGUGGUGUCAUCAAUGGUGUCGUCAAGGGCGUUGUUUCCAACUUGUACCAUAUUGGACAACCUCCGCCCGACCAGACUUUGGCUCAGGAAUUGGAUAAUCCUACCACCAUAGACGAUUUCCAAAAGGGAGUCGAGAAGUAUGUCCAGGAUUCUGAUCUUGGACAAUUCUUCGCGCCUGGCAAUGAUUACCUACAAAAGGUUGCCGAAAAGGCAAUUGAGCUGAAGGAUGACCCAAGGAAUCACCUCAAAGAACCUGAGCAGAUGAAGGGUCUCGUGAAGCUUGCCCUGUAUCAGCCCAUCUUCUACUGCGAUGACAGCGGCUCGAUGCAAGCCAACAUACUCGACCCCAAUGGCAAUGUCGUCAGUACAAGAAUGGAAGCUAUGAGAAGUCUAGUCCAACGCAUGUCCAGCAUCGCAACACGUCUUGUCCCCGAUGGCUCAGGCGCUCAUCUUCGAUUUAUCAACAGUGAUUAUCAAGGUGACGAUCUCACUGCUGAUCAGAUUGAUUCUCAUAUGCAGUUCCAACCAAUGGGUGGUACCAACAUCGGCACGAAUCUAAAGAAGAAGGUCUUGGAACCGUUGGUCUUCAGGAAACUUGACAAGGAUGGCAAGUUAGACAGACCAUUCCUUGUUCUCACCAUCACAGAUGGCGAGCCUAGUCCUGAGCCUGUCGAUACUUUCAAGAAGACGAUUGAGGAAUGUGGCCGACGAUUAGAUCAGAAGGACUAUCCCCAGGAGUCUACCAUGUUCCUCAUCAGCCAAGUUGGCAAUGAUCCACAUGCUGAUAAGUUCCUUGACUCACUCUCGGGUGACACUGCAAUCGACCGUGUUCUAUUCCGCAGCUCUGAGCGCCUACAUGAGAAGUAUGCUGAGCUUCGGGACAAUGAGGGCGAGCUCGAAGAAUGGCUUUUUAAUAUCUUGAUGCAACCGAUUACUGGUUAA
Fusarium oxysporum Fo47 is the source of this 1509-nucleotide messenger RNA. RefSeq lists its product as uncharacterized. Gene Ontology annotation, molecular function: protein binding. The transcript is spliced from 6 exons. The coding region runs from base 1 to 1509 and encodes 502 amino acids. Lineage: Eukaryota; Fungi; Ascomycota; Sordariomycetes; Hypocreales; Nectriaceae. The record is from RefSeq and is a predicted model, not a curated record.